GUGGUACUGCCCCCCCCCCCCCUCCCUCCCCCCUUUCCCAUUCCCGGCUGGCGGCUGCGGGAGCAGCGGGAAGAGGAGGAGGAGGAAAGGGAGAGGUGCUGUACCGGCACAGGGGCCGCCGCCGCCCGAGCAGCCGCAGGUUUUCCCACGGAGCCCUCACGGCUCUUUCUCUUUCUCUCUCUCCUGUUGCUGCUUCAGAGCUCUGGAAUGCUGUGAAGACUCACUGCCCAGGCACAUUCCCCUCCGGAUUAUCUCCAUCCGAAGGAAGCUCGUCUCCCAGAGAGUUCCUGGUCUUCCACCAUGAAUCCUGUUUACAGCCCCGUCCAACCGGGGGCUCCCUAUGGAAACCCGAAGAACAUGGCAUACACAGGUUAUCCCACGGGAUAUCCCACGGCUGCCCCGGCCUACAACCCCAACAUGUACCCGACCAGCAGCCCCGGCUACGCCCCAGCCACCCUUCUGAUGAAGCAAGCCUGGCCUCAGACCUCCUCGUCCUGUGCCACCGAGGGCACCUUCCACCUCCCGGUGGACACCGGCACCGAGAACAGAACCUACCAGGCCUCUUCUGCAGCUUUCAGAUACACCGCAGGGACUCCCUACAAGGUGCCACCGACCCAGAGUAACAACGCUCCUCCUCCCUACUCGCCGUCUCCCAACCCGUACCAGACUGCCAUGUACCCCAUCCGAAGUGCCUACCCCCAGCAGAACCUGUACACACAGGGAGCUUAUUACACCCAGCCGGUGUACGCGGCGCAGCCCCAUGUCAUCCAUCACACCACCGUGGUCCAGCCCAACAGUAUCCCGUCGGCCAUCUAUCCCGCUCCGGUGGCCGCGCCCAGGACCAACGGAGUGGCCAUGGGAAUGGUUGCCGGGACCACCAUGGCCAUGUCAGCAGGAACCUUGUUGACCACCCCCCAACACACCGCCAUCGGAGCACAUCCCGUGUCCGUGCCAACGUACAGGGCUCAAGGAACCCCCACCUACAGCUACGUACCUCCACACUGGUAAUCCACUGGCCAAUCCAUAUCCGGAAUCAAACAUUGUAUGCAACUCCACAAGUCUUACAUCGGUGCCCCGGCCCCUGGGCCGCAGCACCUCGUCUGUUUGCAAGAACAAAACUCAACAAACCGAGUGCAAGGGUCACUUUAUGCAUCCUUUAGUGGUUUUUGUAAAAGCUGCUUUUUCUAAUCUUCUGCCUCUCUUUGAUUUUCCCCUCCCGUCCCCCUCCCACAUAAAUCGUGUAACACACAUGACUGACACCGAGCAAUAGUAAAGUUCUCUCUCUUUGGUCCUUGGAAA
This is a messenger RNA of Pseudopipra pipra, 1299 nucleotides long. It is a transcript of the gene FAM168A, whose product is annotated as family with sequence similarity 168 member A. Lineage: Eukaryota; Metazoa; Chordata; Aves; Passeriformes; Pipridae. The transcript has 9 exons. Bases 301 to 1008 code for a protein of 235 amino acids. The record is from RefSeq and is a predicted model, not a curated record. Gene Ontology annotation, biological process: positive regulation of base-excision repair.